Molecule: messenger RNA, 2106 nt
Organism: Gymnodraco acuticeps
Lineage: Eukaryota; Metazoa; Chordata; Actinopteri; Perciformes; Bathydraconidae
Gene: apip
Product: APAF1 interacting protein
Exons: 8
Coding region: 192-923 (243 amino acids)
Cellular component (GO): cytoplasm
Molecular function (GO): metal ion binding; methylthioribulose 1-phosphate dehydratase activity
Source: RefSeq, a predicted model, not a curated record
GCAACACAAUGAGUUUGCAAGCUAAACGAACCUGUAUUAAAGUUAGUGUAGCUGGAGCCUGGUCAGCUGUUAGAAUGAAGCAACAACGCACACAGAUUAAUUUACCCUGUAUUGUUUUAAAUGCGGUAACAAUUGAACCUAUUGAUGCUACAAAAACGAGACGUUAAGGAGUGCUGUACAGUCUUUUGGAGAUGUCGUCUUUGUGUGGCACCAGCAACAGUUGCCAAGAUGCAGGUCAACAGCCAGCUGAGAAACAGGAGAAGGAGCAUCCUCGUCUUCUCAUCCCGGAGUUGUGCCGACUCUUCUACCAGCUGGGAUGGGUGACGGGGACGGGCGGCGGCAUCAGCCUGAGACGAGGAGAGCAGAUCUACGUUGCACCAUCAGGCGUCCAGAAAGAGAGAAUACAGCCAGAAGACAUGUUUGUGUGUGACAUGGAAGAGAGGGACAUCAGCUGUCCACCUGCCUGGAAGAAUUUAAGGAAGAGCCAGUGCACACCGCUUUUUAUGAAUGCUUACAUAAUGAGAGGGGCACAGGCAGUAAUACACACCCACUCCAAGGCUGCUGUCAUGGCAACACUGCUGUAUCCCGGCAAAGAGUUCAGGAUAACACACCAGGAGAUGAUCAAGGGGAUUCGUAAGGGCACCUCAGGCACCAACUAUAGAUAUGAUGACAUUCUGGUCGUGCCUAUUGUUGAAAAUACACCGGAGGAAAAAGACUUAAAGGACCGGAUGGCCAGGGCAAUGGAGGAAUACCCCGACUCAUGUGCUGUCCUCGUCCGUCGACACGGCGUUUAUGUCUGGGGCGAGUCGUGGGAAAAAGCCAAGACCAUGUGUGAAUGCUACGACUACCUGUUCGACAUCGCCGUCCAGAUGAAGCAGUGUGGACUGGAUCCUUCUGCCCUCCCGACAGAAGAAUGGGAAUAAUUUGACAUUCACUGGCGCUUUUUAAAGAGACAUUUGUUGAAGAAAGGUCAGUGAAGUUCAAUCAGGAGAGUCUAUUGUAAUCAUUUGCCUUUCACGCCAGCCUGCUUCAGAUGUGAUGGUAAUGACAGAUCCAGGAGUGAAGGAGAUUGAAUGCCUGUGAUCCAGAAGCACCCGGAGGUACGCUGAAAAGCACUAUGGGACAACUCUUGAAUGAGCAGCGGGCAAAUAAAGGUCUUCAGGUUCAAAUGAUUUCCUAUUCAAGUUUGGCUGCACUGCAAUCAUGGUCCUGGUGCAUGUCAGGCCAUAAUAUAUAGUAUUGUGCAUCUCAAUUGAUCUAUGAUGGUGAUUAAAUGCCUUUCUUUAAUCUAUAAAAACUGAAGGGAUGUAGAUUGUGAGCCUAAAUUAUUUAUUAAUAUAAAAUCCAUCCUUCCAUCUUGUGCAUAUUGAAUCCGGGUCGCAGUCCAGACUUACUGCUCUCCUGAAAAAAGUUUUCAAGCUUUAAACAAUCUGAAUAAAUAAAAUGUAAACCAACUUUCCAUUUUGAAAAACGAUUUAUUUUGUCAUGCUCUUAUUUUAAAUGCAAUGCAAACAGAAACAAGCCCUGCUGUUUUGUUUAAGAAACAAAUGCAAUCUUAGUUUAUGAAUCCACAUUUUAGUUUCAAGCUAAUAAAGUACAGUAUGUCAUAUGUCAUACACACACACAUUUUUUUGUGAUCUGGUUAAUCACUUCAGUAAAAAUAGCACUGUUGUGUAACAGGCUCUUGCUGUUUCCAUGGACAUGGUGGGCUCAUCAGGCGAGUGCAUUUGUUGCAGGACCUCACAAUGCCUGUAGAUCUGAACACAUGCCCCCCAGUCUGUAUACGGUUUUCUCAUGAAAGCCAGAGGUGUUGUUCUGCUAACAAGCUUCCUCUGCUGACACCAUCCAUUGCUCCCACCACUGCACUCCCUCAAAACACUGCUGUGAAAUAUGCUGCAGGCUUAUUUGAAUAGAAAAAAAAGAAAUAGCAAAAUAAUAUUAUUUUUCGCUGUGCUCACACUGCCCAGAUUCUCCAUGUUCUGGUUAAUGAGGAAUUCUUGUAAAACCUUUUGUGAAAGAAAUAACACCAACCUGUAACAUUAACAUGACAAGCUCACAUUUAAAAAUCCUCCUCCUUGAACAAAUAAAAGUGAUAUUUUAGUUGUU